CCUGCACGCGGCGUAACCAGAUGCACGCCCCUGGGUCUCAGAGCAGCGAGCCAGAGCUGCAGAUAAACCCGGCCAGGUCGCCACGACCUCCCUCGAUUCCCUUUGUCAUUCCUCAAGUUACCUCCAUCCCGCCCCAAAGGUCACAAGGACAGAAACUUCCCCGCCCGAUCCUGGUGCUCAGAGAUCCUCAGCCCCUCCCCCUGCCCCCUGCACUCGCACAGCUGCCACCCUGUCCCAUGUCUACAGGAGCUCCUCCGGGUUUCGGGAUCCGUCCUCCCUGCCUGUUCUGUCCUUGUCGCCGACUUGCGUGUGCCUUGCAACUUCCGAGCCGGAAACUUCCUGGCCGGCUAAGGAGCAGGGCACCCCCUCCGGCUAGAGAAGGCGUCCGGAAUAGGAUUCCUCCGCGGAUUACGCGGCGCCAUCGGCACGCAAGGCCAGCCUGGGCGGCCAGGAAGCCCCGGGAGCGCACGCGAGCGGCGGCGGGAGGCCCGGGCUUGCGUGACCCGCCGGCUCCCAGCAGCACGCACUUCGUGCUGGGGGCACAGGUGCUGCAGGGCGGAGCCGCCGUCCACUUUACAACCCGGGGACCGCAGUCACGAUAGGUUUGUGGGUGGGGCAGCCAGUUCACCGUGUCUUGGUGUUAUCGGAACACCGGUAACCUGGGCAGUAAAACCUGCUCAGACAGAUGCAUUAAUCCAGUCGGGAGCCGGAGCUGCUCUGUCAAUAGCAAUAAGCCGCAGAAACUUUCUAAGGAAUGGGUUAGGCCCAGAGGCACAGUUCACAAGUCCCGAGAUGUGCUGACAAAGGAAGCAGAACAAGGCAGAGGCGUUGGGAUGCAAGUGUUGCUCAUUGGAACAAAACUUCAUUUCAGAAAACAGUCGUGAUCCUUUGGUCUCAUCCUUCCCAGAAGCACU
Messenger RNA from Mus musculus (house mouse), 914 nucleotides. RefSeq names its product predicted gene, 54197. The coding region runs from base 21 to 602 and encodes 193 amino acids. The transcript has a single exon. The record is from RefSeq and is a predicted model, not a curated record. NCBI's taxonomy places the organism in Eukaryota, Metazoa, Chordata, Mammalia, Rodentia, Muridae.